GUCCUGUCCUGGAGCCGGGGAGGUUUUGAAGCGUGUAUGCCGAGGAUUCUAUUCAUCCCAUCAUCCCUCCGUGCGUGCAUGGAUUUGUCUGUACGUGUCUAGUCUCUGCUCCCUGGAUGCUCGUUAAGGCUUAAUUGAGCCUCCUUAAAGAUGGUGGUGAUGUUGCUGUCAGUUGCUUUUGUUACCGAACUCGGUUGGCAAGGCAUUGAGAUAUGAGUUAGAAAAAUAGAAGUGGAACUCUUCUGCUGUUUAGGGACGGGCAAAUCAAAGCCUGCAAAAUGAAUGAAAGCAUAACAUCGGCUGACAAUAAUAACACAGAUGAGGAGGGAAAAGACUUUGCUGACAGCUUUAACCAGCUUGAGCUACUGGAAACCCACCCGCAUCUAAUCCCUAGAGGAACACAGAGUCUUUGGUCUGGAGACUCUGAUGAGGAAGAUCAGGAAGAAAAAACAGAGGAAUGGUACCAGGCUCAAGAGAAAAAGUUGGCAAAUAGCCCAGAUAAGCUUCUGCUUUGGGCAGCUGAAAAAAAUAGGCUUAGCACGGUGCAAAAGCUCUUGUCUCAAAACCUGGUGUCAAUAAAUGUCCAGGAUGAAGAUCAAUAUACUCCUCUUCACCGCGCUGCCUAUAACGGACACAUGGAAGUGGUGCGUGAGCUGAUUGCUCAUGGGGCAGACGUCCACGCAUUGACCGUGGAUAGCUGGACACCUCUGCACAGUGCGUGCAAAUGGAACAACACCAAAAUUGCCUCGUUCUUGCUCCAACAUGGGGCAAAAGUCAACGCUCAGACCAACGGGUUGCUUACACCUCUGCACUUGGCAGCCGGAAACAGAGAGAGCAAGGAAACCCUCGAACUGUUACUCAUGAAUCGAUACUUAAAGCCCAAUCUCAGAAACAACUUGGAAGAGACGGCUUAUGACAUUGCUCGAAGGACUGACAAAUACCAUUAUUUGUUUGAAAUUGUUGAACACUGCACAAAUUCUGUCGCAGACUCUUAGGAAUUGUAUACCUAACACACAUGGCCAGAGCUUUUUAAAGAAAUCUAUUUUGUCAUUGCAUUCUCAGCUCUUUAGGUCAUAACUUAGCAGGUGGCUCAAAUGAGGCUCUGUUGAGUAACACUGACAUUAUUUUUA
Molecule: messenger RNA, 1130 nt
Organism: Protobothrops mucrosquamatus (brown spotted pit viper)
Lineage: Eukaryota; Metazoa; Chordata; Lepidosauria; Squamata; Viperidae
Gene: ANKRD49
Product: ankyrin repeat domain 49
Exons: 3
Coding region: 279-995 (238 amino acids)
Molecular function (GO): protein binding
Source: RefSeq, a predicted model, not a curated record